CACACAACUCAGGAUUAUAAUUACAUCUUCACUUCUACAGUUUAAUUGUUAGCUAUUUUUCAUUAAGUUAAUUAAUCAUGGGUGUUUUCACUUUCGAGUCGGAGAACUGCUCAACAAUCCCACCAGCAAAACUCUUCAAGGCCUAUGUUCUUGAGGGUUACAAGCUCUUCCCCAAAGUUGUUCCUCACGCCAUUAAGAAUGUUGAAAUCCUUGAAGGAGAUGGUGGUGCCGGAUCCAUCUUGAAGCUCCACUUUGGUGAAGCUUCUCCCGAGUUCAGAUAUGCGACCCACAAGAUUGAAUUGGUAGACAAAGCCAAUUUGCUGUUCAAUUACAGCGUGAUCGAAGGCGAUAUCUUGAGGGACGUUGUUGAGAAGAUCAGCUUCGAGACCAAGGUCGUGCCGACUGGAGAUGGAGGGUCUAUCUGGAAGAGCAAAGGCACUUACUACACAAAAGGUGAUUUUGUGCUCGAGGAAGACAAGGUUAAGGCAGCAGAUGACAAGGCCAAGGAACUGUUCAAGGCUGUCCAAGAAUAUGUCUUAGCCCACCUCGAUGAGUUUUAAUAUAUAUAUA
Tripterygium wilfordii is the source of this 570-nucleotide messenger RNA. RefSeq names its product major strawberry allergen Fra a 1.06-like. Gene Ontology annotation, cellular component: nucleus; cytoplasm. Gene Ontology annotation, molecular function: abscisic acid binding; protein phosphatase inhibitor activity; signaling receptor activity. The coding region runs from base 78 to 560 and encodes 160 amino acids. Gene Ontology annotation, biological process: abscisic acid-activated signaling pathway; defense response. The record is from RefSeq and is a predicted model, not a curated record. The transcript is spliced from 2 exons. NCBI's taxonomy places the organism in Eukaryota, Viridiplantae, Streptophyta, Magnoliopsida, Celastrales, Celastraceae.